Apaloderma vittatum (bar-tailed trogon) is the source of this 2214-nucleotide messenger RNA. RefSeq names its product ligand dependent nuclear receptor interacting factor 1 (gene LRIF1). Lineage: Eukaryota; Metazoa; Chordata; Aves; Trogoniformes; Trogonidae. The record is from RefSeq and is a predicted model, not a curated record. Gene Ontology annotation, biological process: regulation of DNA-templated transcription. Bases 7 to 2214 code for a protein of 735 amino acids. The transcript is spliced from 3 exons. Gene Ontology annotation, molecular function: nuclear retinoic acid receptor binding.
GGCUGUAUGUACCGAGUAGUUCAGACGACGGGACCAGAUGGAAAAAACCUUCUGAAAUUACUUCCAAUUUCUAAAUCUUCUGGAAACUUUAUGUCAGUAGUUCAGUCUUCAGCCAUGCCAAAUAAUUCUAAAGCGAAUAUUUCCAGUCCAGUCCAUCUUACUUUUAAGACGCAGCUUGCCAAUACUACUGCACCUUCAUCUGUUAAGAUACCAGUUUUUCAGUCUCCUAAUCCUGGAAAGAUUAUUCUUACAAGGGCAUUAGACAACCAGGAAAACAUUAGGGCAGGUUCCGAAAACGAAAGCUUAAUUCCAAAAUCGACUGCUAACGUCCAGAGCAGUUGUGUUUCAGUCGAUAGACUGUCUUUGCAGAACAUUGCUGUAACGAGUUCGUCUAACCAGAGUAACACCGCGUACAUGUUGGUAAACCCCAAAACUCUUCCAGUUGCUGUGACGUCUUCAGUGCUGCUCUCUGGCCACCACCUCCAGAUACCGGCUGAUGCAGAAGUGAAAUCUGUCCCAGCUUCUUUAUUACCACCUGCAAUACAGCAAAAAAUACUGGCGGCGGCAGCAACGAAUGCGUCUGGAGGUGCUGACAGUACAAAAAUGCCGUCUGUUAUUUACGUGUCGCCGGUGAACACAGUGAAAACAGUGCUGCCCAAGUGUUUGCAACCCGUCUGCCCAAAACCCGCCACGGAGGUUUCAAAAACGUUAGUAAUGACAACUGCGCAAAAGGGGAAUAGCUCUUCUCCCGAGACGGUAACAGCCGAUGGGCAGCAGUGCCAACAAACUCCGAUGAAAUGGAUUGUGCAAGAAAGCCCGCAGUCAGCAGCGCCUUGCCUUAUUCCUGUGAAGUCAUCGAACAAUGUGGCUUCCAAGAUCUUGAAAACUUUUGCAGACAUGAAGAACGUAGAACUUAACUCGGCAAAUAUUUUACCGCACUGUUCGAGCGGUCCCGGUGGAAGCCAAACAAAAAUCACACCGCUUAAAGAUAACGCUCUGGUCAUGUACAACGGGAAAGUCUAUCUGUUGACCAAAAGAGGCUCGGAUGUUUUGUCAACCCAAGCUGACAAACAGGCAUCUUCCUCUUCUGAUGCUUCGCUUAAAAAGGAGACACCCAAGCUCAUUGAUUCGACCGCAGUCAAUAAAAUAACCAAUGAAGUAGUGAAUCUGGUGUUGUCCAAAAAUAAAGGAAUGGCGCUGUCUCAGAAAGAUCCAAAACUCUGUACAAACCCUGUAAUUUCUCCACCUUCAAGUCUGGUUGCGCCAAAUCCUAAUGAGCAAAAUUCCGCUGUAAAGGAGAGAAAGAGUUUGCCCUUCACCGAGAGCAUUUCGAGUGGAGUCACCCCCGUUACAGCAGUAGAGACGCAGGAAAACGUGUGCCAAAACGGCCGAGAAAACAUUCAUUCCCCCAAAGCAGCGAGUGCUGUUUUCCCUCAGUUUAAGCAAGAGUGUGCUUUCAGUGAAGACUGGCAAAAGAUCCAGUGUGAAAAGAUGGAUACACCAGGAGGGGUUACUCAAAUCAAAUGCCAAGAGAAGCCACAUUGGAAAGAACACUUGGAAAUAAGGAAAAAAUUUGGUCUCUUUAAGGAGGAGAGAGUGUACCUUAAGAAAAUACCAUUAAGGACCUCCCUUGAGAAUCCAGAAGAAAGGGUUUGUUCCAGUAACAGCUCGAAAAGGAAAAACGAUUCUUGCAGUUCAUUGCUGUUAGAUGUGGAGAUAACAGAUCAACACAAGGAAUAUGUUAAAGAGGAAAAGAAAAUUGUGGAUCUGGAAGAGGAUUUGCCUAAGAAAAGAAAAAUAAAAUCCUCACCGCUGUCAGACAGUGGAAGGAGACGGAAAACUUCAGUCAAAUCUAGCCCAAGUUCUGAAAACACCAUCUCGAGUUCCACUGUCCCUAGCAGAAGUGUUUCACCUCCAACGGUCGUACCACAGCAAAGCAACUCCACAGACUUUGUUACGUCUUCUCUAGGGAGGGACGCUGAGCAGGACCCGUACUCGCAGUACGGUGACGUUACAGACUCAAGUGUUCCGGUCCCGGUGUCUUCUGAAGAUACUUCAGUUCUUGAAGGUUCCUUCCGAGAUGAUGCUUUCCCUCUGGCUCCCCCGGAUUUGGAUGAAACAAUACGGGAUGAAAAAAUUAAACGACUCAAGCAGCUCUUAAGAGAACGAGGAGCGGCGCUUGAGGAGAUGCGUAGGAAGAUGCAGCAGAGCUGA